AAUAAUAAUAAUUACAACGCCGGCCCAUAGGGCCUGGCAUGGAUUAACGGGGCAAGGUGACUAGGGCGAGAGGGCCCGCCCCCCUCACGCUGACGCCUCACCACGAAAGAGUCACAACCUCCGAAACUACAACCUCCAAGUCCUAGGCCGCUCUUCAAAGUCCACUACAUCCGAGCCUGCACACCUAGCAUAUCGAGCUAGGGAAACGCCGCGUUAUAGUAGUGGAGCACUGCCAGUUCGUGCAAACCGAGGAGCCAUGGCGCUCCUCCUCGAGCCUUGGAUCUUGAGCCUUGUCUUGAACCUUGGACCUCACCACUAAAUCGGACUUCUGCACCACGACCUUUCUAGGUUGCAGCGGGCAUAGGCCCGCAAUUGCCACUAAGGACAAUUACCUAUCGUUCGUGGGAUCACCAAUCGGUUUCGCACCAAUCUUUCGCCUUUUGCAUAAUUGGGCUUUUAUCCGGAUUCGUACCCGGGUCCUUCUGCCGUAAGGACGAGUCAAAUCGCUAACUGAGUUAGCGAUCCGGUGAUGCAUGCAUUCAAACCAUCAUUUGUGUAUGCAUUCGGUGUGCAGUCUGAAUGCAUUUAUGCCGACGCCAGACGAUUGCAAUGACCGUCCGACGCAUUUAGAGUGCAUUUGCGCCGACGCACGAACACUUUUAUUGCCCGUCCGAUCACCCGCAGAUCGUCCACGAUGCGGCGGCGGUGGCUGGGCUCAAGUGUGACAUGAAGUUCUUCGAGCCACAGGCCGCGGCGAUGCGCGCGAUGGUUGAGGAGAACAAGUGGGUCCUGGUCCUGGACCUCGGUGGCGGCACGUUCGACAUUGCUCUCAUCAAGCAGGUCGGCGUGGACGACGGCGCCACCAUCACAACCGCCGCCAAUGGCGGGGACCCCGACUUCGGCGGCUGUCAGUUCACAACGGCGCUGGCCGCUUACAUUCGCUCGCGGGGGAUCUGGUCGGAUACGCACGCAGUGGACCCGGUGGCGCUGACGCGGCUGGCGGAGGCUGUCCAGGUCCACCUGUCGGAGGCGGAGGAGGUGGUGGUGGACGAGGCGUUCCUGAACUCCAGCAUGGGGAGCGCCGCCCCGCCGCGCGACACGAUCACCCCUCUGACCGUCAUCAGCCGCGCUCAGGUGGCGGCGGGGCCAUGGAAGUCGUUGAUCGAAGCCUUCGUGGAGAAGACGAAGCUGUCGGUAACCGAGAUGAUGGAGUCCGCCGGCUUCGCGCCGGCUGGCUCUGACUGGUCUAGCACCUUGCCGAAGUUCCAGAAGAAGGUGUCCAGUGUGGUUCUCGCCGGUGGCGGCGCCAACCUCUUCCCCCUCGCCCCGGCCAUCCACACCCUGCUGGGCCGCCAGCCCACCGUCCCCCCGCAGCCGCACCAGGCGAUUGCUGCUGGGGCGGCGAUGGCCGCAGCCAGCUCGGUGGUCCGGGGGCUGGAGGUCGUGUCCACGGGGAUGGGCGGCGUGGUGCCGCACAACAUCGGCAUCGAGGCGGUCCUCGUCAAGGCGGGGGCCAGCCUGGCGGCCUCCGGCACCUUCGACGCGACCAACGCACAAGACAAGGACACGCUGACGCUGCGGGUGCUGGAGGGGGAGGCUCUGGUCUCCCGGUCGUCGGGCGCCGACCCCUACCAGAACGGCGUGCGGCAGAUCGGAGGGCUGCGGGUCCCCAUGGUCGGAAAGCUGCGGCCCGGAGCACCUCCUCGGCCCGCGCCGCCCGUACCUGCCACUAGGUUCGCCUGCGCCGCUGACGCACUGGCGUAUCCAGUGUCACUGGCGGCCGGCGCCUUCCCGCCCUCCGCACACCUGCACCUGCGCACCCCAUCACCUGCGGCUCUGGCGCUGCACACGCCCCAGCCCCACGGCCCCGCCGACGAGCGCUGCUGCAGGACAGGGCUUCGAGAGGCCGCAGAGGUUCCUCGGUGGGCCGCAUGCAACCAGGAGGUGGAUGCGCCGGCGCCGCUCGACAGCCACAUCAAGAUCACCAUUGUCCGAGAUGAGGCCAAGACUGUUCCGCGCAACAUGCUCAUCCUGACGCAAGUGGCUCAGCGCCUGCAAGAGCACGGCGUGGCCAUCAGCGACAAGACUCUGGCCCGGCGCCUGGCGCUGCUGCCCAAGGUGCUGCAGCUGACCGUCACCGACCCCAUGUUGCUGGGCAGGCUCAAGGGCCUCGGGGCAGUCAAGGCAAAUGCUGUGCGUGCCAAGCUGGCUAGCUGCUUUGCCAUUUCACGGGCUCUGGCGGGCUUCAGUAGUUUGAAAGGGGUUGCGGGCGUCCUUCAGACGCUUGCAGCCACGAAGCCCGCCGUCCUGGCGGUGCUGGUCAUCCGCUUCGUCGAUUACAUGGUGCGGCGCUGGGGGGUGGGCCACAUGUUUACGGAGCUCACGCGCAUCGGACGUGCUGUCAACUUCCUGCGGGACCGGGACGCCGCCCAGCAGCCUGAUGGCGGGGAACGCGAGGUGGAGUGGUGCAACCGUAUGCGGGCAUGGCUGCUGACAGUGCAGCGCCAGCUGCGCGCCAAUUACCCGUCAGCUGCUACUUUACGCCAGCAGCAGCAGCGGGAGAGGGAGGACCCCGCAGAGCCCAAACCGGACCCCAUCGCGUCCCUACCGGACAAGUCGGUAGUGCUGCAGUUCUCCAACAAUCUGCGGCAGCGGGCGAUGGAAGCGCUGCGGGCGGACAAGUCGGCGGCCAACCGGGCUGCUGGCGAGAAGCCCGUACUUCGGCACAGCACAGCGGUGCUCAUGCACGACUCGCUGCUGACCAACCUCAUGUCGGGCGUGCGGUGUGUGUGCUGCCGGCAAGUACCAAAUAUAAAACUCUCUAUUGACUCUCCACACUACGAGAGCACCGACAAGUUCAACAUUUGAGCGAGACGUGCCGAACGCGGGGACCUUCCCCAAAAUGGUCACAAUGCUGGUUCUUAUCACCUAUGUGAUGCUAAUCUUGGGAGUACUCGUCCGGACGAGCCACUGGCCGGAGGAGGUCCGACCCUUCCAUACCCCUGAAGUGCUACAAGCUCUCGCAGGCCUUUUGGCCCGAUCUUGGACGCCGUCUCUGACAUCAGGGGGUCCAGAGGAAGUGGCGACCACGGCUAUGCACCG
Molecule: messenger RNA, 3102 nt
Organism: Chlamydomonas reinhardtii
Lineage: Eukaryota; Viridiplantae; Chlorophyta; Chlorophyceae; Chlamydomonadales; Chlamydomonadaceae
Exons: 8
Coding region: 757-2868 (703 amino acids)
Biological process (GO): cellular response to unfolded protein; protein refolding
Cellular component (GO): cytoplasm; chloroplast
Molecular function (GO): ATP-dependent protein folding chaperone; misfolded protein binding; heat shock protein binding
Source: RefSeq, a predicted model, not a curated record